AUGAGGUCUUUGCCACUUUACCUUUCCCUCUUUGUCCCAGCUCUAGCCGGCAUCAACUGGGACAUCUACGAGCAUGGCGUAGUUCCUUCAUUCAAAUGGUCCCGCCCCUUUCCCGACGAUGGCACCGAUCCAGGAGGGUUCGAGGUACAUUGCAAGGCCAAAAAGACUUUCCGCGCCAAGAUGUACAAGCUUUCCGAUUUACCUGAAGACCCUCCCACAGGGCUGUCCCCAUGGCGCCACGCAAUCGAGGACUUUAUGGAUCACACAAAAGAGUUCAUGGGAAGCUGGGAUGGUGUCGAUCACAAAGGAGAAAACCGGGAGAUUGUGGUGAUGGAAUACAAAGAUGUCCCACUUGAAGUUCGGGAGUGGAUCGAGCAGCAGCAGAGGGACAAAGAGACUGAGAAACCCAACAAGAAGAAGUGGUGGUUUGGCGUGUUCGAGAAGCCGCAAGAGCAUGGACAGAGGAUCAUUGGCACAGUAAACCCCACUCCUACACCUGUUCCACAAGGUGGCCAUGCCCCUGAUGUGAAAGACAUCAAAUUGGAGGAUAAGAUUUUGGUCUUUCCAGGGGGUGCAAUCUAUGAAAUUUUACCACUAUGGGUGGCAGGGGGGAGUGGGGCUUGCGAGCUCAACAAUCUACCCAAAUAUAAGCACCAGGCCAUAGACCACUGCGUCAUUGCUUGGGUAACUGACCACACCAAACCUCAUCGUGAGAAUGGCAAGCGGGAUAUGGAGUUUACCAUUGAAGCCAUGGCGGUGACUGAGAGCGAAGACGGAAAACGCUCGCGUCUAAUGUGGGAGAGAUUACACCGAACUAUCAAGAGGAAUGACAGAAAGCAGCAAAGAGAGGAGAGACAAAAGAAGAAGAAAGAGCUUGAAGAAGGGAUUGUGAGAGAUGAAUUGUAA
Podospora anserina S mat+ is the source of this 906-nucleotide messenger RNA. RefSeq lists its product as uncharacterized. NCBI's taxonomy places the organism in Eukaryota, Fungi, Ascomycota, Sordariomycetes, Sordariales, Podosporaceae. The record is from RefSeq and is a predicted model, not a curated record. The coding region runs from base 1 to 906 and encodes 301 amino acids. The transcript is spliced from 2 exons.